Messenger RNA from Gossypium raimondii (Peruvian cotton), 8218 nucleotides. RefSeq lists its product as uncharacterized. Gene Ontology annotation, biological process: maturation of 5.8S rRNA from tricistronic rRNA transcript (SSU-rRNA, 5.8S rRNA, LSU-rRNA); maturation of LSU-rRNA from tricistronic rRNA transcript (SSU-rRNA, 5.8S rRNA, LSU-rRNA). The transcript is spliced from 14 exons. The record is from RefSeq and is a predicted model, not a curated record. NCBI's taxonomy places the organism in Eukaryota, Viridiplantae, Streptophyta, Magnoliopsida, Malvales, Malvaceae. Gene Ontology annotation, cellular component: nucleolus. Bases 126 to 7967 code for a protein of 2613 amino acids.
AAACCUGAAGCCUGCUUUCAAAAAAAAAAAAAAAAGACCAAAACCUAAAACCCUUCCUCUGUUAAACCCUAAUGACCGUUUAUUUCUAGAAGUUCUUUUUUUUUUUCUUUUGACUUUGCCCUUUAAUGGAGGAAGCAAUUUCUGCCUCUAGCAAGCAAGUUGCAGUAAUGGGAGGUGAUAAUGAUACUGAAAGUGAGUUUGAGGGAGAGCAAGAGGAAGGGGUUCCUAAAACAGCUGUUCUUGAGUUGACCCUUCAAGCUAAACUGAAUGAAUUGUUGCAUAAGAUUAAAUCUAUUGAAAUCAAAUUGUUUUCAGAUGCUACCAAAGAGUUUGUUAAGUUGCUCAAAAGUGAUGCUGGAGCUGAAUUGCUUCGUCACUAUGUCCAAACUUCUCCUUCCUUGUCGGAGCUUCUAGAAGCUUGGAAGCUCCGACAGGGAAAACCUGGAAUGUCCUAUGUUUUCUCAUUGAUUUCGGCUAUUUUGUGUCAUCCUGAUGGGAGAAGAUAUAAUGAUAAAUUGGGUGUGAGUAGGGUGCUUGAUAAGUUUGCUAGAUUGAUUGUUGAUGAAAAGUUGGAGGAUGUUUAUAAGGAAUUGAAUAGUAAAGAUGGGAAACGUCAAAAUGCUGCACUUUUGUUGAUGGGUUCAGUUGUCAGGCGUGGUUCCUGGUUGGCUUCUGAGGUUGCAAAGAAAUUUGACUUCAAACUCCUGGGUUUUCCCAAGCUUUCUGAGUAUAAAAGAAGAAAGCAGAUUGAUAAGAAAAAGCAUUCGACUAGAAGGUCAUUUGUUGGGUUUGCUAUGUCAUUUUUGGAGAUGGGGAAGCCAGGGUUAUUGAGGUGGGUCUUGCAACAAAGGGAUAUGUAUUCUGGUGUAUUGAGAUGCCUUGGAAAUGAUGAUGAUGAAACUAUUAUGUAUAUUUUGGCUACAUUGCGUGAUAGGGUACUCAUAAAAGAGUCAUUAGUGCCCCCUGGUCUUAGGAGCGUGCUCUUUGGCAGUGUUACUUUGGAGCAACUGGUGAACAUUUCUGGAAGGGAGAAUGGUGGGGUUGCUGCAGAACUGGCCUACAGUGUUCUUCUCAUGGUUUGCACUGAUCCUAGUAAUGGGUUGAUGCCUGAUUUAGACAGAAAACCUAACCCAUUAAAGGGUAAUCCAACGAGACUAUUAGGUGUCAUGAAAAAGCUAAAAGCAACAGAGGUCAGCUACCAUAAGGACUUACUUCUUUUUACUCUUAAGGGGAGACCAUCCUUGGCUGCAGCUUAUAUGAAUGAGUUCCCAUAUAGUGUUGAAGAUCAUGCAUCACCUACUUGGUUUUCUACUAUUUCUCUGGCGGCAAGCUUGAUCUCAUCAGUGGCCAUGGGAAAUCCAUUUGGUUUUCUUGAUGCAAAAUCUGAUCCACCUUUGUUUGAUAGUGCAGACGUGCAGGACAUUGUUAAUUGCAUAUGUCCUCGUCCACUCAGCAGAUCUGUAGUCACCAAGGGUUUGCUUCACUCUGAUUUUUUUGUGAAGCAUGGAGCCUUAAGGCUCCUUUUGGAGGCGCUGAAGUUGUUGGAUUCCUUCAUCAGUUCUUUGAACCACUUUUCUUGUGUGAGAAAUCAGUUGAAGGAAAGUUGGGUAUCGCUGAAGCAAGCUGUUCAGAAUGAGGUCCGAACUUUGCUCCCUGAUACACAGGUCUUGUUGACACUACUUUCUUCUCUGGGUAGUCAUGGUAGAACUCCCAAGUCUUCUUUGAAGAGGAAGCCUGGUUUAGAAAAAUUUCCAGCAAAUAGCAGUUCAAAGAAAUUGAAAGGUGGUGUUCCAAAGGAGGAUUCAGACAUUAUUGUAGGUGGAAUAAGUUCAGUUCCUGACAUUUCCAUGCCUGAAGAUCAUGACAUGGUUGCAGAUGAUCAUAUGACAGAUGAGUUGGACACAGAAAAGGAAUUUUUGAAUGUCAUUUCAGAAAUUUGGGGUUUAUGCCUCAACUCCAGCCCUUUUAUGGAAUUAAAAGAUGUGGAGAUGUACUUCUACUCUAAGCUCGUUGACACUCUCAAGAUAUAUCUCCGGGCUGUACCAACCAUAUUAGAGGGAUCAUUUGAUUUCUUCAUGAAUCUUCUGAGCAAUCCAUCAGCAUUACCCAUAAAUCUGCAGUGUUCUCUUCUUUCUUUGCUAAUUGAAUACAUAGGAUGGUCUCCAGGGAAUGGAAAAUCUAAUAGUAUCCCGUUACUGAUGUACAGGCAUCUGCAGACGUUCAUUAACUUGCUAAUACUCUCACCAAAUAGUGAGAUAAAGAAUCAAGCAUAUAUUCUGGCAAGAGCUGCUAUGUUGAGUACUGGUGCCUUUGACAGAAACCUGUGUGAGAUUGAUGCAUGGUUCUUAUUUUUGCCAGGUUAUCUUAGAACUAAAUCACCUAUUGAGAUGCAAGCAGUAGAAGUGCUUCAGAGUCUGUCUGGAGUUGUUAUCUCAUUCUUGGGUGAUGCAAUUUCUACCAUUGGGAAUAAUCUGUUCAAGCAUUGGGAUAUUGUUAGGCAACAUAUAUCCUGCUUAAAAGGCUUUAAAGGUGCAGUUAUAUCACCUAACUUUAGCCCUCUCACUAUAUGUGCCCUCGAUAAGUGUCUAAGAUUGCUCAAUUCCUCAUCUGGAACCUUUUCAUUAUCUGAGAAGUCUAUGAUAUCCUUGUAUGUAUGCAAUACAUUGAAGUAUGUCUUGCAGAUACAGGUAGAUGCGGGAUUAUUGUCUGAUUUAAUUCAAUCAGUUUUAUCCAAGGGACUUGGUGAUCAGCAUUCCAUGGUUUACGAUUCUGGGGAUUUCUUAUGUGAGUGGAGGCCAUUGAAGAGCUUAUUAUAUUUCUCUCAAAAUGCAUUGCAUCAACAACCUCAGUACUUCCUUUCAGUUGACAAAACUGCGAUCGCUAAUGAUAGUUCUUUUGCAAAUACACUUGGCGAAGUGAAAAAAAUUAUUACAAAUGAGCAUGGUGGUGAAGUAACUGGAAUAGUUAAAGCCUUUUAUUCUGCAAUGCUAUGUGCAACACUGGAGGAUCUAUUAAUGAAUUUCCCUUUGGUAAUGACUAUUUCUCUGAAGCUUGGAGUAGCUGUCCCUCUAUUGUCAUCAGUAAUAUUUAGUGAGCAAAAUUUUCUCGUUGGCAUUUCUAAUUUAUGGCCUGAAGUGUUUUUUCCUGGUCUGGAAUUGGCUUUGAUGAUGAUCCAUCAAAAAGGCAAUGAUGAUGCUGAAGGAAUGCCCUCUAACAUUGAUUUUGAUACGAUAGAAUCAGCUGCCACAGCAUUUGGUUUGCUUUUGAAGCAGGUUCCAUUUCACAUUUUAUUUUCUUCACUUAUAACCAUUCAUGCCCUUUAUUUAUCUGAGCACUCCAAAAUACAGGACUUGCUAUUGGCUAAAAGGUCAGAAUGGACUAGUGAUUAUCUCAUUUCCUGUCUGCGCCUUGUAUUAUUUUGGCUUUAUCAUGCACGUUCUUUUUAUAGAAACAAACAACUAACUGAACUGGAACAACUUUCUGAUACAUGUUUGAUUCUUGUUAAGAACAUGUUUUCGCAACUGUUGGCUUUAAAGCCUGAGUUUGAAUGUUCAACGGGUAGUGAGGUUCAUUUGUCAGUAGAAACAAUAAGAGAAGUGGCAGAAACCAUCUUAUGUCAUCCUGAAGUGAUGUCAUCUCUGACUUGCCCAUUGAGCUGGAAUAAGGAGGAGAGUCAAAUGGCAACAGGACUCUUAGGGAAUGCUUUGGAUAAUUUUCUGAGUUUAUCUAGGCAAAGACUUCCUAAAUUAGAUCGUCAAGUCCUCGAUCUGUUGACUGCAACAUUGGACUACUACUUAACUGUUUCCAGAAGACAUUAUUCUGUCAUUGAUGAUGGAGCAAAAAGGACAUUUCGAAGGGCUUUCAGUUCCCUGGUACAAAGGCUCUUUCUAGACAUCAGGGACAGGUUUGAUUUGCGCAUUGCUAGCGGAAAUUUUCAGCCACUUCUAUCGUCAUUUUGUGCUGUUCAUGCUUUGAUUGAAUCUUUAUCCCCUUUUGAGCUUCUUGAUUUGGGGCAUUGGAUGUUUAGCAGAAUUGAUGUGAAUGAACUGACAGUUGAAAAAUUUCAUGUAAAGGUGGCUCUGUCUGUUAGUUUUUCAAUUGCUGUUGGUGCUUUUGAAGUUCUGUCCACUUAUUUGCAGCAGCCUCUAAUAAAGAGAGUACCAUAUGAUUUCUUAUGGGAAGUGGAAGAGAAGACUUUUGAUGUAAACCUUUUGGAGGAUAUUUAUGUUAAAGCUUGUAAAAUUGCCUGUAAUUUCAAAUUAGAUUUUGCUGAUUCGUGCUUACUAAGAGCUGUUAGUGCUGUGUAUAGGCAAAAAACCAUGCAUCAUGGUGAACUUCAUCCAUCAAGCAUAGCAAUGUCAAGGGCUAUAAUCAGCACUCCUGUAGAAAUGGUUUCUCAUUGUAUUUGUAGGACCAGCACUGUAAAAGCUAAACUGUUGCAUCUUGUUAUUGAGAUGAGUCCCCUGCAUCUGUCAAUCUUUGGGCAAUUAUUUUUAAGCAUGUUAAACAAAAAUUUUCUUUCCAAUGGUAUUUUGAUGGAAGAAGUCUCUAUCUAUGCCCUCUCAGAUCAGGAUUAUAUGGUGCUCCUUCCUGCUGCUUUGUCAUUGGUAAAUGCUGCUUUUGUGAAAUUUGAGAAGCAUUUUUAUCAGCAUUUUAAAAGUAUACCAUCUUUUUAUUCGAGGAUUCUGUUGAACGGUUUCAUGCAUUGGAAGAGCUUUGUGUCUAGUGAUAUAUUUGAGGAGGAUUACAGCAAGACCUUGCCAUCUUCUGCUGAAGAACUAUUUAAUCUGGUUGAUGGAAGUGUUCUCAGGAAAUCAAUUCACAUGUUGAGAUAUCACUUUCUCUUAAGUGGAGAUUCCUUGAAACUGAAAAAGCGAUUGGAGCUCUUCAAUUCCAUUUUUGCAUGUUCUGUUACACCUGAAGAACUGAUUGAGUGUGAUGCUACUGAAAUGGAUUUUAAUUCAGUUAACAAGUCAUUGAAUCAUAUUAAUAAAGUUAUAGCCAAAAUAUCGUUCUGCAGGAUGCUGUUGUUUCCAGAAGAUGAUAAACUUCUGUUCAUGCCUGAAGAAGCAGAUGAAGGCUUCAAGGAAGCCUCAUUAAUAUCAGGGUCUAAUAAAGUGGACUCAUCAAGAAAGCAUUUUCUAAAUGCUUUAGUGGGUGCAUGGCAAUGGAUGGUUAAGAAAUUACCUUUAGUUCAUGAGUAUCCAACAUCAAUAAUAGCAAGUGGUGGGGAUUGCCUAUGCUUGUACAGAUGUUUCGAAGUUUUCAUCUUGAGAAGUAUUCUUCAACUGACCAGCAAAAUGCAUAGCUAUCUAGUUCAGUUGCAAUCUAUUCCUUUUGUAGAACAAUUAAUGAGAUCCACUCUCCUCCACAGAUUUGAAGAUUCCAAAACACUGAGAAUUCUAAGAAGCAUCCUCUUAUUGCUGUCAGAGGGAAAAUUUUCACGUGUUCUAUGCCUUCAAAUGUUGCUUGGUCACUCUCAGUUUGGCCCUAUGAUUCACUCUAUCUCUAAAUCAUCUCUCUCGGAGACUGGUACAUUUUUUAGGCCUUUGUCCAGUAUUCUGAGGUUGCUUGUUACCCCUCCUAUCCCUUCAGAUAUGAUGGAUGGCAAGGAUGACCAGGAGACAGCUGAAAUGUGUAUGAAGCAGUUAGAAAUUCUUAAGAUACUGAGAAUACUUCUCCAGUCUGGUUUUGAUUCUGGAAAUGAUAAUGGCAUAAACCUUAAAGAAUUGCAUUUGUUGCUGUUGUCUUCUUAUGGUGCUACACUUGGUGACAUUGACUUGGAGAUAUACAGUCUGAUGAAUGUGAUUGAGUCAUUUCAUUCAUCUGGAUCUGAAUAUAUUACAGAAAUGGAUUACCUUUGGGGCAGUGCUGCUACAAAAGUAAAAAAAGAGCACCUGCUGGAGCAUGGUGCUUCUACUGAUACCAUGACUGAUACUGAAGCAAUUCAAGAAGGUCGAAAAAUUAAGUAUAGGGAGAAUCUUCCAGUUGACCCAAACGUAUCUGCUGCAACAGUGUUGCAUUUCCCUUAUGAUAGAACUGCCACUGAAGAGCAUUUAUCCUCGAACAAAUUUCAAACUGAUAAUCUUAUGGACAUGAUUGAGCUAUGUUCUCCUGGUACAGGAAAAAUUCUGCGGUAUGAUCCUGUUUUUAUCAUGCACUUUUCAAUUCAUAGCUUGUCAGCUGGCUAUAUUGAACCAGUGGAGUUCACUGGUUUAGGCUUGCUUGCUGUUGCAUUUGUUGGUAUGUCUUCUCUUGAUGUUGGGAUGAGAAAAUUGGCAUAUGAAGUUCUUGCAAGAUUCAAGAUUUCACUGGAGGGGUGUCAGAAGAAAAAAGAUGUUAUUCGACUUCACCUGUUGUUGACGUAUAUGCAAAAUGGAAUAGAAGAGCCAUGGCAAAGAAUCCCUUCUGUUAUAGCCCUUUUUGCCGCAGAGGCCUCAUUGAUUUUGUUGGACACUUUGCAUGAGCAUUAUUCAACCUUAAAUAAGCUGUUGAUGGACUCUUCUAGGGUGAAUAUAAAGCAAAUACCCCUGUUCCAUGAUUUUUUCCAUAGCAGUGCUGUUAACUACAAGGCAAAGCGGCUCUGGAUACUUCGGCUAGCCUUUGCUGGGCUUAAUUUAGAGGAUGAUGCUUGGUUAUAUAUCAGGAGCUCUAUUCCAGAGACUCUGAUGAGCUUUUAUGUUUCCCCUCUUUCAGAUGUUGAGUCAAAGAAAUUGAUUCUUCAGGUUCUGAAAAGGUCUGUCCAGUUGCAUGAAAUGGCUCAUUAUCUGGUCGAACACUGCAGUUUGUUUCCAUGGUUGUCAUCUAUUCUAUCAACUUAUAGCAGGGUGCUACUUGGAGAUGAAAAGAAACUUUUCUUAACUGAGCUGGCUGUGGUUAUAGAGAUUGUCAGUGUGGUCAUUUCAUCGAACGAUAUCGCCAAAUGGUUGCAAAGCUGUGCCCUUGAACAGCUGAUGGAACUUACAUCUCAUCUAUAUAAACUUCUAGUUGGUGGCAUGAAGUUGAUAAAUGAAUGUGCUGCUUUCAUCAAUCCAACUUUACAGAUUAUCAUAGCAACUUUAAAGAUGUCCCAGAACAGGCAAAUGUACCAGCCUCAUUUUACCCUAUCGCAUGAGGUUUUAUUUCAAAUCUAUCUUGCUGUUAGUGAGGAUGACAUUGGAGGAUCUAGUGCAAAUGCCAAGUGUGCACUCGAGGCUAUACUUUUGAGCGGACCUCCUUUUGACAUUUUCUGCAUGAAUCGAGAGAACAUCCCAAGUUUUCUUAUGUGGGCUGCUUCUACUGCCUUGAAGUCCUAUUCUAGAAAAUUAUUUCAGUGCCAAGAAUCUGGUCUCCAUGUCCCAAUAGUCUCAAAGGAGGCAUCACACAAGGAGUCCUUCACAUCAAAGUUUUUACGCUGGCUUACUGCUUCUAUAAUUCAUUGGAAGCUUUCUUUGAAUUCUAACAAUUCGACUGCCAAGUUGUCAGACCGAUCUAACUUGAAAACUCUUCAGUCUUUGGUGGAAUAUGUCGCAGAGGGGGAUAAAGAAGGCAACAAAAGUAGCUUUGACUUGGAGGAGAUGUUAGCAGCCCAAAUCUUUUAUCUUCAGCAGUCUCUUGGCAUAAAUUGUAGUGCUCUUCCAUCAGUUGUCUCUGCACUUUGUCUCCUACUUUGUGAUCAUUCCAAGUUCUCAGGAUCAGACUUCAUGCAUGACUGUAGGACUUCAAUGUUGACCCUAUGUUCGAAGAUACGCUGUCCUCCUGAACUUAAUCCUGCUUGGAGAUGGUCAUUUGAGCAUCCAUGGGAGGAUCAGUCAUCUCAACUUAAUGAUUUGGAGAGGAUUGAUGAGCUUCACGCCUGCCAAUCGCUAUUAUUGAUUAUCUCAAAUGUGCUUCGGAAGAAGUCUUCAGAUUUUCAGGCUUUAUCACUGCAAGAUGUAGACAACUCUGGUGCAUUUAAAUGGGAAAGAAGCAUUUUGGAGACUGAAUGAUAUUUCUAUCUAUAACAUUUUAUAGAAAAACAUACGACGGGGUACUGUGGAAGUUAUGACUUCUAAUGUUGACACGUUAAAGCCUUUGUAUUUUUAUUUUCUUUUAAUCGUUUGGGUGGUGAUGCCAUGGGAGAAGGUAAGGAGAAAAGAAAGAAAAUGAGAGAAAAAGAAGAGGACAGAAAGGGAAAACAAAUGUAUUUUUUCAUGUAUUUAAAAUAUUUAAAUGAUAAUAAAAAUUACUUUUAUUUAAA